Cokeromyces recurvatus is the source of this 996-nucleotide messenger RNA. RefSeq lists its product as uncharacterized. Lineage: Eukaryota; Fungi; Mucoromycota; Mucoromycetes; Mucorales; Mucoraceae. Gene Ontology annotation, molecular function: DNA-binding transcription factor activity, RNA polymerase II-specific; RNA polymerase II cis-regulatory region sequence-specific DNA binding. Gene Ontology annotation, biological process: anatomical structure morphogenesis; cell differentiation; regulation of DNA-templated transcription. The record is from RefSeq and is a predicted model, not a curated record. The transcript has 2 exons. Bases 73 to 996 code for a protein of 307 amino acids.
AACUUUAUACUCUUUUCAUUCCUUAAACAUAUAUACUUCCUUCCUUCCUUUCAUUUUUAAAGAACAAAAAUCAUGGUUAAAUCUUCUUUUUCUGAAAAAAUUCCUCGACCUUUAAACAGUUUCAUGACAUUUAGAUUAGAAAAACAACGCGAAAUUGUAAAACAAUGUCCUGGAGCAAAUCAUCGCGAUAUUUCAAAAAUUAUAUCCAAAUGGUGGCGGGAAAUGACUCCUGAAAAGAAACAAGUUUAUAUUGACAAAGCAGAGAGACUUAAGAUGGAACACAAAGCCUUAUAUCCUAAUUAUAAGUUUAAACCUCAAAAGAGAGAAAGUGCCCCGAGACCUUACAAGAAACAUCCUCAUGACAAAUUCAUUGCACGUGAUUUCGAUGAUAUGCAGCAUUUACUUUCCCUUUAUUAUUGUAAUAACGAUGAGGAUCCAAAGUUAGCAACUAAAAAGGAAUCAAAACAUUUUGUGAAUCAAAUCAAUAGUGAACCUCCUAAACCUAAAGUAAAGAAAGUGAUGAAAGGGAAGAUAGACGACAGUCAUAGUCCUCUUCUUUUUCCUUGUUCUUCUCUCAUGUCUACUGAAAUUGCUUCUUCUUCUUAUCAACAUGAUUCAACGUUAUUACUAGAUCCUAUGACAGUGAACAAGAACGGACUUCUUAAUGAACCUAUUGACUAUUAUCGUGGUUUAUCUGCUUCACCUUCUUUACUCUCUCAUCAAACCCAUUUUUCUCCUUCUGUCACAAGCUCAAAUGGAAGUGAAUUUGAUCACUUUCAACAUUCACAUAAUGAUUACAUGAUCAUGGAUACUAGUGCUUAUUGCUAUUAUCCUACUAAUUCUUCUUCUCCUUCUACUACUACUACUUCUACUGCUGCUGCUGCUGCUGUUGCUUUUCAUGAUGCCCUUAUUUUUCCUACUCACUGUAUUUAUCCUUCUUCUCCUCCUUCUAUUCUUACCACUACUGAUAAUUUUAUUAAUCCCUUUCUGAUAUAA